AUGCCUCCCAAAAAGAACGUACUCGGCCCACUGACAUUCUCAGACAAAGCUGCAAGGGACAGAAUAAGUCAGAAGCGAGCAUCGUCGGUCAAGAAACGAAAGUACAAAGCUGCGGAGCUUACCAUUGAGGAGAAAGAGGCCAAACGUCAACAGAGAGAAGCACGAAAAGAGCUCAGAGCGGCAGAGGCAAGAAACUUGAUCAUGGUGGCUAUCGAUUUCGGCACCACCUACUCCGGCAUAGCCUGGGGCAGUACCAGGAAGACCUGGAAUGACAUCGUCGUGAUCAACCACUGGAAUGGUGGUCCUUGUGAUAACACGGAGAAGGUUCCAACUCGCAUUUCCUACGCAGCGGAGAAUGAUUUCUCAGAGGACAAAUGGGGUUACGCACCUAAAGCAGGAUCGAAGACAUGUCAAUGGUUCAAGCUUCUUCUGGAUGGGAAAUUCAAAAGAGAAGAUUUCGACGAUCCUCGCCUCAACACGGCCCUGGGUAGCAAGGUCAUGCAUAUUCCAGAGGGCAAGACCGCUCAGACAGUGUCAACUGACUUCCUGAGAAACAUGUAUCGACAUCUGUUGCAAGCCAUCGAGUUGGAACUGGGACCGACUUUGGUCGAACAAACCAGCUUUCGCUUCGUGAUCACCACUCCAGCAACAUGGUCGAAUGCGGCUCGUCAAGCCACUCGGAAAGCUGCAGAAGACGCCGGUUUUGGUUCCAGAAUGGGAGACGAAAUUCUCAUGAUUGCGGAACCAGAAGCGGCCGCAAUUUGCGCCAUUACCCAGACCAACUCUAAGUUCCAUACAGCACCCUUUCAGCAAAACACCUGUACCAUGGUUGUGGAUAUUGGAGGCGGUACGAUAGAUACCUGCACUUACCGGAUUGCGAGAAUGCAACCACUUCGACUCGAGGAAGCUUGCGUUGGCGAAGGUGCAAAGGCUGGGGGAACCAGUGUUGACAGGUCGUUACUUGAAUUCAUGCUUUACUGUUUCGGCAUAGCAUUCGAGGCCCUGCCCGUGGAAAAGGUAGGCGCAGGAAGCAAGUUCAUGGAAGCAUUCGAAAUUUUGAAACGUCAAUUCACUGGCGACUUCGACGAUGACGCACGUUUCGAGCUUCCACUCAAGAUGAGCAAGUUGGACAAGGCCGAUCUUAAAGUGACAAAACAUUAUGACUUCGACGAAGACACCGUCGUCCUCACCGGUGAGGAGAUCAAGGACAUGUUCGAGACAACGCUGCAGAAGACGUUCGAGCUGAUCCGCAACCAACUGCGAAAGACCCAGACUGCUAAUGAGCCUCGCGUCGAGAAAAUCAUUCUCUGCGGGGGGAUGGGUUCGAGCCCGUAUGUUCAGAAAAGAAUACGGGACUUUGUCAAUGAAAUGCUGGAAGAGGACAUUGAACUGAUAGUACCCGCCCGCCCGUGGUCCGCGAUAUGCAGGGGUGCUGUCAUCAGUGCCCUGGAAAAGAAUGUCGUUGCUUCGCGAAACUGCCGGGAGCAUCUUGGGUUCUCUGUUCACGAGAAGUUCGAUUCGAGCAAACACCUUGACUCUGAUCGAUUUGAAUGCCCUGUUCUUGGGCACCGAGCCAAGAAUCAAAUGCGGUGGCAUGUCAAAAAGAAUGAGAAGAUCUCGCCUAAUCUCAAACGUGGCUUUGACUGCUAUGUUGUUGUGCACGGUACCAACUCGAGCAAAUCCGAGCAUGUGGUGUACCAGGACUUGUAUGGGAGCCAGGAAGACAGUGCACCAAGCCGCGUGGAUGAUCCUCUUCCAGAGUCCGGUAUCAUCGGUACGAGACGCCACGGGCGGAUGCCUGAUGGAAUGGACAGCUCUGGCUAA
This is a messenger RNA of Exophiala spinifera, 1824 nucleotides long. RefSeq lists its product as uncharacterized. The transcript is spliced from 8 exons. The record is from RefSeq and is a predicted model, not a curated record. NCBI's taxonomy places the organism in Eukaryota, Fungi, Ascomycota, Eurotiomycetes, Chaetothyriales, Herpotrichiellaceae. Gene Ontology annotation, molecular function: ATP-dependent protein folding chaperone; ATP binding. Bases 1 to 1824 code for a protein of 607 amino acids.